CAAAACAAAAUGUCGGUUUCCGGUACACAUGGGAAUGUUGUUGAAAAUGGUUUUACUGUUGUUCCACUGAAGGUGAAGCAAGAUGACCAGGUAGCACAUCAUCUGUUUUUAAAACAACACAGAGCGAAAGAAUCGGAUGGGUCCAAACCACAGAACAAAACUCUCUUUGUUGUCAAUGUACCCCCAUAUUGUACAAAGGACUGUCUAAAAAACAUGUUCUCAAAGUGUGGACAAGUCAGUCGUGUAUAUCUUCAUGACAGACCCACAUCAGGAGCUCCCCCGAAAAACCUCUCCAAGUAUUUCUCCAAAACCAAAGAACCACAGGGCUUUAAGGUGGCGUAUGUCGUGUUCAAACAUCCUGAAGCCGUUUCCAAGGCAACAGAAUGGUCUUUUGACAAGCCUUUUGUUCUUGAGACUGAUUCAGCACCGUUGCUGACUGGACUGGCAAAAUGGACUCAGGUGUACGAGAUGAGUGUUGUUGAUGUAAAUGAGAUGCAGGUGGAAAUAGACUCCUUCAUGGUGCAGUUUGAUGCAACAAUGGAAGAGGACAAACAAAAAGCCAAGGAGACUGAAGGAGUCCCUGAUGAAGAGGGCUGGAUGACUGUCAAUCGCCAUAGUAACAAGGUGGCCCGAAGAACAGAGACAAACGACAAAAGGUUGAAAGCAAACGAAAGAAAGAAGAAAAAAGAAACGGAGCUUCUGAAUUUCUACAGGUUUCAAGUUCGAGAAACAAAACAAAAACAAAUUGUUACCCUUCGACAAAAGUUUGAAGAAGACAAGCAAAGAAUUGCUUUGAUGAAAGCUUCACGAAAAUUCCGUCCAUAUUGAUUGUUUCGAUAAUAAACAAUUUUACAUUGUCA
Molecule: messenger RNA, 860 nt
Organism: Gigantopelta aegis
Lineage: Eukaryota; Metazoa; Mollusca; Gastropoda; Neomphalida; Peltospiridae
Product: ribosomal RNA-processing protein 7 homolog A-like
Exons: 8
Coding region: 10-828 (272 amino acids)
Biological process (GO): ribosomal small subunit assembly; rRNA processing
Cellular component (GO): CURI complex; UTP-C complex
Molecular function (GO): RNA binding
Source: RefSeq, a predicted model, not a curated record